CCCCCUCCCCGCAGCAACCGCCGCUCUCUGAUCAUCUCCCCCCCCCUGAGCCCCCCGCCGAUGUUCCCCUGCCCGGACAAGGCGCCCGAGGGGACACCGGGGUCCCCCGGGGGGGGUGGCAGCGCUGCCCUCGAUGCCACCACCGCCAACGGGGACCUGGGGGCCGUGUCCCCCGGGCCGCCCCCCGCCUCGCCCGCCAGCGCGGGGUCCCUGGACACGGAGUCGGUGUCCAGCGAGGGCACCCCGGAGGGCGACCCCGGCCACGGCGAGGGGACAGCGGGGACAGCGUCGGUGUCCAGCGAGGAGACCCCAGAGCGCGACCCUGGCCACGGCGAGGGGACAUCGGUGACAGUGUCGGUGUCCAGCGACGACACCCCGGAGUGCGACCCCCGCGCCGCGUCUGUGGGGACACCGGCGACACCCGACCCCUCCGGCCGGGGGGGUGACAGCGGGGCGCGGGGGGACCCCGAGGGCAUCGCCACCUCCUUGGGGGGGCCCGAGGGCAUCGCCACCUCCUUGGCGUCGCUGAUUUUGUCCGAGGCCGUCGCCCGGGCCACCGGCACCGCGCCGCCGGAGCCGGGGACAGCCGCCGCCACCGCGGCCACCGGCGGGGAGGGCCGGAUGUCCCCAAGGCCGGAUGUCCCCCGCGAUGUCGUGCGGGAGCCGGGACAGCCCGGCGGGGCCGGGGGACAGCGCGGGGACAGCGCGGAGGGGGCGGACGCGGAGCCGCGG
Neopelma chrysocephalum (saffron-crested tyrant-manakin) is the source of this 732-nucleotide messenger RNA. Its product is annotated as bridging integrator 2-like. The annotation marks the transcript as partial. The transcript has a single exon. The record is from RefSeq and is a predicted model, not a curated record. NCBI's taxonomy places the organism in Eukaryota, Metazoa, Chordata, Aves, Passeriformes, Pipridae.